This is a messenger RNA of Cladocopium goreaui, 803 nucleotides long. The record is from the annotation of a GenBank genome assembly. NCBI's taxonomy places the organism in Eukaryota, Dinophyceae, Suessiales, Symbiodiniaceae.
GUUUCUGUGGGUCUGUGGGUUGAUUCCGCUCCGCCGCAGCCAUGCCGCCCAUGCCACCCAUGCCGCCGCAGAGCCAAAGUCAAGCUGAAGCCGCAGAUUUGGAGGAAAUCUUUUGCCUGAGCUGGGAACGCUGGUCCGAGGAGCUGGUGGCCGCCGUGGCGCGGCAGCAGCCCUGGCCGCUGCCGCCGCAGCUGACGGAGCUGCGCCUGCGCCCGGCGCUGCUGCGCCUAGCGGAGGCGGCCAUGAACGCGCUGGCGGCGGUGUGGAGUAAGGACGUGGAGUGCAAACGCCUGGCGCAACAGGUGGAUGAGCUUCAGCGGAUGAAAGGGCAGCCAGUGGCAAGUGGGCCCUUGGCAGUUCAUGAGCAACAAGAGUUGGCCAAGGCCUUGCUAAACGAAGAGCAGGAGGUGCGUCGCCUCCGCGAGCGCGAGCACGCCUUGAGCGAGCAACUGGCGGCGGCGCGCGCCAGCUGUCGGAAGCUGAAGGAUAGGGAAUCCAACGUGGUGCAGCUUGAAGUGGAGCAAAAGGCCCAGUUAGCCGCAGCUAAGAGACUUGAAGCCGAUGCCAAGCAGCAAUUUCAGGACCGCGAAGCGGAACUCCAGACGCUGCGGCUCCAAAAAGAGGAAGUGCUGGCGCAAGUGGCCAAGAAAGAUGCCGUGCAGGCGUCUCUGAGCCAAGAGCUGCGCAAGACCAAGCAGCAGCUGCAGCUAUCGGAUAUUCAGAAGCAGAAAUUGCUCACGUCCUUGCAGGAUGGGCACCCAGGGCAUCUGGGGCAGCUGGUGAGUGAUUUGAAAGUGCUAUGA